CCUCCAAAUAUUCUCAACACCAGAGGAUUGCCAGCAACCCCCUCCAACCCCCCCUCUCUCUUUCUCUCUCUAUAUAAUAUUAUCUCUCUCUCUCUCCCCCUCCUCAUCACCACCAUAGCUAAAAAUUCCAUUUUUUUUUCUAUUGAUAAAGAGUUUGGAUGAGAGGGAGAGGGGAAUAACCAUAGAAAGAGAAAAAGGAACCAGAGGGAGGGAGGGAGGGAGGUAGAGAGAGGAAGAGGGGUUAGAGAGAGAGAGCAAAUCCUCUUGUUCCAUUGCUAUCCCAUUAUAUAAAUCCAUUCAUAGAUCUUAGUUUUUCCCAAUUUGUCAUCUUGGGACCCCCUCCCACUCACUCCCAAAUGGAGUAUCUGUAGGAUCGGAUGUUCCUGACUUGAGAAUUUCAAAAGUUCUUGCCCACCCCACCACCCCAGUUUUGGCCAUUGGAGCACCCAUCCGAUUCUGUCAGGAAUUUCGGAAAUGCGAUUUGCGGGAUUCGUGAGGUGAUGUGAAAUGUUUGGUGACAGAGAGGAGAUGGAAUCAGAUCUCGGGAAGCUCUUCAUCGGUGGGAUUUCGUGGGACACGGAUGAGGAGCGGCUCAAGGAGUAUUUCGGGAACUAUGGGGAGGUCGUGGAGGCGGUGAUCAUGAAGGAUCGGGUCACCGGCAGGGCCCGGGGGUUCGGUUUCGUGGUCUUUGCAGAUCCUGCGGUCGCCGAGAGAGUCACCCGAGAUAAGCACAUGAUUGAUGGUCGCUCGGUUGAAGCGAAGAAAGCUGUUCCUCGGGAAGAUCAGCAUCUUCUGAACAGGGGUCCCUCUAGCAUCCCGGGCUCCCCCAGUCCCGGACGAACCAAGAAGAUCUUUGUUGGCGGGUUGGCUUCUAAUGUUACCGAGAGUGACUUCAAGAAGUACUUUGACCAGUUUGGUACUAUCACAGAUGUAGUAGUAAUGUAUGAUCACAACACACAGAGGCCGAGAGGUUUCGGUUUCAUCACUUAUGAUUCAGAAGAUGCAGUGGACAGAGUUUUGCUCAGAACCUUUCACGACCUCAAUGGAAAAAUGGUUGAGGUCAAGAGGGCCGUACCCAAGGAGCUCUCACCGGGCCCGAGCAGGAGCCCCAUCAUUGGGUACAAUUACAAUUUGGGUAGUAGUAGGGUCAAUAAUUUUCUCAAUAGUUAUGCUCCAGGUUAUAAUAUGGCCUCAAUUGGAGGAUACAGGGUUCGCAUGGAUGGUGGCUUGAACCCCAUUGCCACGGCCCGAGGUGGCUCCUCACCUUUCAAUGGCUCUGGCCAUGGAAUGGGAAUGAAUUUGGACCAGGGCCUUGGUCCGAGCUUCACCGGCAGUGCAAACCUAGUAAAUACCUUAGGAUAUGGUAGAGUCACUAGCCCAUUCUACAAUAGCAAUUCAGGAAGGUUUAGCAAUCCUAUCGGGUAUCAGGGGGAGAACAGGAGGAAUGAUUCAGGCCUAAGCCCUAACUUUCGAAGUUUGUGGGGAAAUGGCAGCAUCGGUAACAGUGCAGGCCCAGUAAACCUCGGUGCUUACUUGAGUACUGGGGGUGGAAGCUUUGGGGUUUCGUUUGGAAACACAGGAUCGAACUGGAACCCUUCUCCUAUUCAAUCUUCUCAGGGUGGAGGAACUGGUUUGAGCUACCCGACUGGGAAUGCUGGGUUCGGAAGUGGAGGGGGUAAUACUUUUGGAUUUGGAGGAGAAGGAAAUGGAAGGAAAUCAUCGGGCAGUUUUGUGGGCUCAAAUUCCUCGUUUUCUGGGAACCCUGGCAAUUUCGAGGAGAGCUAUAGCGAAUUGUACCGGGAAGGUUCAGGCUAUGGUGGCUCGAAUUGGCUUUCUUCUGCUCCUGAGGUGAACACUUCAGGAAGUUUUAGUUAUGGGCUUGGCAACAUCGGUUCAGAUGUUGGAAGCAGAAACUCGGGAAGCUUUGUUGGAAGUUAUACUUCUACAGGUAGAGAAUCAAAUAGAGGAAUUGCUGCUUAGGAGAGACUAUUGUUUGCAAAAUCACAGGGUAAUUCUUAGGAGAAGAUGGGUAUGUUCAAGCAGGGCAGAGGAUUUGUGCAAUUCAUACUCCUACGCCAUUUAGCUACUUCUCGGCUUUACAAGAAUCAUUGUUCAUGUAGUUCUAACAGAGUUCUUGAUUUCGGGUCCCACAAUACUCAAGAGAGCAGGACCGGUUACAGAAAAAGACUCUACAUGAGGUCAGAUAAUGAAUGUUUUCCUUCCUUCUUUGUUUUUCCCUCGCGAGGCAUUUCAUAGGAAUAUAACUCGGUUUGUGCAACUUAUACAUGCGGUCGGUUUGAUCUGAUCUACAUGAGGCAUACCAGUCAAAUAGGGUGUUAAAUAUUUUUGAUUACUUUUUUUUGGAUAUCUUUUCUAUUUUCGUUUUGUAUCUUUCAUUGCUGUAAUUUCUCGGCAAUGCUCAGUAAUCAAUAUUUCUUGUCUGUAAUUCUUCGCCCUUUGUAUGUUGGGGUCGGUCGUUACCAGAUUGUAUGAGACAUUCGGCUUAAUUUACAUUGUGUGAAAAACGAGAAGGGGGGUGCAUUCUAGGAUCCCCGUCAAAUAAUUUCUUGUUAGAGCAUUCUUCGUUCUACUUGCUGCUAAAACUGUCUUGUAUACUGAAGUGCAGCUCUAUUCAUUUGAGUUCCGGUUUAUACCUUUA
Punica granatum (pomegranate) is the source of this 2659-nucleotide messenger RNA. Lineage: Eukaryota; Viridiplantae; Streptophyta; Magnoliopsida; Myrtales; Lythraceae. The record is from RefSeq and is a predicted model, not a curated record.